AUGAACAUCCGCUGCGCAAAACCGGAGGACCUUAUGACCAUGCAGCACUGCAAUUUGCUCUGCUUGCCUGAAAACUAUCAGAUGAAAUAUUACUUUUACCAUGGACUCACAUGGCCUCAGCUUAGUUACGUGGCCGAGGACGACAAGGGCGGUAUUGUGGGCUAUGUGUUGGCCAAAAUGGAGGAGCCCGAGCCGAAUGAGGAGAGUCGUCAUGGGCAUAUUACCUCUUUAGCAGUAAAGCGUUCCUAUCGUCGAUUGGGUUUGGCCCAGAAGCUGAUGGACCAGGCCUCCCAGGCCAUGGUCGAGUGUUUCAAUGCUCAGUACGUGUCCCUUCACGUAAGAAAGAGCAAUCGGGCUGCCCUGAACCUGUACACCAACGCCCUCAAGUUUAAGAUCAUUGAGGUGGAGCCCAAGUACUAUGCCGAUGGCGAAGAUGCCUACGCUAUGCGUCGUGACCUCAGCGAGUUUGCCGACGAGGAUCAAGCCAAGGCUUCGAAGCAGGCGGGCGAGGAAGAGGACAAGGCGGCUCACAGAUCUAGUGGUCAUGGUCAUUCGCACAACCAUAGCGGUCAUGAUGGCCAUUGUUGCUGAACACUUACGCUGCAGGCUCAUGCGGGUUUCGACGUUUUUUUGCAUUUUUAUGCAUAGGGUUUUGUAAUUAAUUAACAUAUAAAACGUAACUAAAAUUAAACAGAAGUAAUGAC
Drosophila eugracilis is the source of this 704-nucleotide messenger RNA. RefSeq names its product N-alpha-acetyltransferase daf-31 (gene vnc). Gene Ontology annotation, biological process: N-terminal peptidyl-glutamic acid acetylation. The record is from RefSeq and is a predicted model, not a curated record. Bases 1 to 591 code for a protein of 196 amino acids. Gene Ontology annotation, cellular component: NatA complex. Gene Ontology annotation, molecular function: protein N-terminal-serine acetyltransferase activity; protein-N-terminal-glutamate acetyltransferase activity. The transcript has a single exon. Lineage: Eukaryota; Metazoa; Arthropoda; Insecta; Diptera; Drosophilidae.